Molecule: messenger RNA, 1860 nt
Organism: Peronospora farinosa
Lineage: Eukaryota; Oomycota; Peronosporomycetes; Peronosporales; Peronosporaceae
Source: the annotation of a GenBank genome assembly
AUGGUGACAGCUACAGACGAGACGAACAAUGUACCACGUACCAAGUUCUUUUUACGUGGUAAAAAUGCCAUUGAGGCAUUUUGGGGACCGCCUUCUUUUAGUAAAAACGACCUUAAAAUUGAACGCGAUGAAGACUUUAAAGCUUCGGGCUCGGCCGAUCUCUUGGAGUUUACGGACGAUGGCAAGUUUUUGGUGCUCGUACGCACUUGUUCAGGCUUCACAGUGGUCAAUUCCGAUAGCAAUGAUGUCGUGGUGGACGUAGCGAAUCCUGGUAUUCAUGCAGUGGCCUGGUCUCCACUUGGUUCGCACUUGUUGACGUGGCAGCGACCUCAGAAAGACUCGGAUCUUGGUAACCUUAUCGUUUGGGACGCUGCUACGGGCAAAGUGGUCGCACGUUUCAAUCAGAAGUCCUAUUCACGUGAUAAAUGGCCACCGCUGCGGUGGUCGUCGGAUGAGAUGAUCUGCGUACGUCAGAGCGCGAACGGUGUGGUACUCUACAGUGGUCGAGACGUUGCAGCGGGCUCGAUCGGCCAGAUUAGCCUACCGAAUGUGGCAAACUUUAGUGUGGCUCCUGGCAGUGUUCCAUACAAGGUGGCUUUAUUUGUUCCAGAGAAGAAGGGUAAGCCUGCCAGCGUCAAGAUUUUUCAGUUUCCGAACAACCUGGAUGUGCCUACGGCGACAAAGAGCUUCUACAAGGCACAGGACGUGACGCUGAAGUGGUCUCCGACGGGCAGUGCGCUAAUUGUUGAAACUCGAACGGAUAUUGAUACGUCAGGCAAGUCAUACUACGGCGAAACAGGCCUCUUCUUCCUGCAGAGCGAUGGCGAAUAUGAUUGCAUCGUGCCACUCACGAAGGAAGGCGCGGUGCACGAUGUGGCGUGGGACCCCACCGGGCGCGGUUUCGUGGUAAUCGCCGGCACAAUGCCUGCGCACGCCACCCUUUACGACAACAAGGCGCUGCCGGUAUUUGAAUUCGGCGCAGCGCCUCGAAAUCACGUCAGCUGGAGCCCGCAUGGACGCUUCUUGUGUCUUGCUGGAUUUGGCAACCUUCGCGGUGACAUGGACUUUUGGGAGCGCAACAAGCUGAAAAAGAUGGGCUCGGCAACGUCCAACUCUGCCACUACGUUCACGUGGUCGCCUGAUAGCCGCUACUUUGCGACAGCGACUACGUUCCCACGUUUGCGUGUGGACAACGGGUUUAAGAUCUUUCGUUAUGAUGGCGCUGGUCCCAUUUACCAGGAGGAGCGUGGCGAGCUGUAUGACCUAAAGUUCCGCCCAGCAGCUCAGGAUACGUACCCGAACCGGCCUCAGUCUCCGCGGCGAAAGGGCGAGGAGGCGGGCUUUGACUCGUCAUCUGCGGUACCGAAGGCUGCACCGAAGCCGCAGGCUUACCGGCCGCCGAACUCGACAGGGGCUCUCGCCGCUAUGAUGCGCAAGGAAGAGGGCGGCUCUAAGAAGCUGGACCGCAACAAGUAUGCAGCUCCUCGCGGCGGCGGUCCAAUGACUCCGGGUGCUUUACCUCGUGUCAUUCCGGGCAUGGGAGUGGCUGCGGUACCUAAGAAGCUUAGCAAGAGCGCCCGUAAGAAGAAGGCGCAGGAGGCUGCUGAAGCCAAGGCAGCUGUGGACGAGGCUCUCGCGAAGAUCGCUGUUGUCACUCCUGAGGCUUCGGCAAAAUCGAGCCCAGUUGAAUUGACGCAUGAGGAGAAGGCCAAGAAGGUGAAGGGCUUGCUGAAAAAGCUCAAACAAAUUGACAUGAUCAAGGCUAAGAAGGAGGCUGGUGACUCGCUCAACGAAGAUCAGCAGCAGAAGCUCCAGACGGAGCAGGCUCUACGAGCCGAAGUGGCCGAACUCUCAGCGUAA